GGGGAAUCCUUCUGUUUUUUCCUUGCCAACAUGCAGUCCUCCUCUGUGAGCACAAGCAGUAUUUGCUCAGUAUUUGCUGCUGCAUUUGCUGUGCUCUCCUCUCCUGCCGCUCCAGGGGUCACAUUUUGUGGGUUUUCUGGGACCUUGCUACUACGGCUCCAUUUGUCUUGUGAUCUCUAAGCCAGAGUGGGUUACUUCACUUGGGUGGUUCUGGAGGCUUCUGGAGAGAUUUUCUCCUGUUCCCUGGGCUUGCUGUGAUGGGAACACUAGUCUCUGGGCACUGCCCGUUCUGAGUGGGUGGAAUGGUCGCUGCUAGGAGUGUGAGGAGCCUGGCUGCAGCAUGGCCUUUAUCCUUGCUCUCUCGACUCCUCUAGGGCCAGCUCCCUGGGAAGUGCCAUCCCCUGGCCUGUCCCGAGGCUGGCCCAGCUUUGGGCCAGGUCACACACUGCCCCAUUGUGUGGUGCCUUCCGUGCGCUUCUUGUUGCAGCCUCUGAUCCCUGUGCCAGUCCUCUCCCGGCCCCUUGCCUCGAGCCCGCGGGAGGUGGCAAGGUGGGCUCUGCGGGCGCAGGCCUGGAAUGGGUGGCAGCGGCAGCUGUGGCCAGCUUUGUUCCGACAACCCCACUUUCGGAGCUUGGUGCAGCCUGGCAGCCAUGUCCAGGGAGAAGGCAAGACUGGGGAGCUGCCCCUUGGCAGCAGUGCCCCCUUCCACGUCAGCUCUCCUCUCCUCGGCUUGACCAACCAGAGAGCUCUGUCACCUGGGGUCAGCCACCUGGACUCACUGGCUGGCAAGGGGGCAUGCUGCGCUUCUGCCUGGCAUGAUUUUUGGAUGGGAGAAGGCCCCCGAGGGUCUAGUGCUCCGGAGUUGGGCUGCUCUCAACCAAGCUGUCUGUUUAUAUGGAGUGCCUGGAGGGCGUCUGCCAUGAGUCUGUCGCUAACCGUGCUAACCAGGAGAGCUGGCUGGUGGGGGAGAAGACACUAACCCUUUUCAGGAGCUGUUGGCUAGAGGAAGUGGAGGGGCCGUGGGAUGCAGAGAGCCGAGGGCUAACUCCAGGACAGCGGAACAGAGAGAGCUGCCGACAGUCAGACGCAGGUUGAGAAUCCCUCACAUCCAAGAAUGACCAGUGCGGCCCCUGCUAAGAAACCGUACCGCAAGGCACCCCCUGAGCACCGGGAGUUGCGGCUGGACGGUCCAGGAUCCCAGCUGGAGCAGGAGGAACCCCUGACUGAUGCGGAGAGGAUGAAGCUCUUGCAGCAGGAGAAUGAGGAGCUCCGUCGGCGCCUGGCCUCGGCCACCAGGCGCACUGAGGCCCUGGAGCGCGAGCUGGAGAUUGGGCAGGACUGCUUGGAGCUGGAGCUGGGCCAGAGCCGUGAGGAGCUAGACAAGUUUAAGGACAAGUUCCGCAGGCUUCAGAACAGCUACACGGCUUCUCAGAGGACCAACCAGGAGUUGGAGGACAAGCUGCACACGCUGGCCUCUCUUAGCCACAGCUGGAUCUUUGCAAUCAAGAAGGCUGAGAUGGAUAGGAAGACGCUGGAUUGGGAGAUCGUAGAGCUGACCAAUAAGCUGCUGGACGCCAAGAACACCAUCAACAAACUGGAGGAGCUCAAUGAGAGGUACCGGCUUGACUGCAACCUGGCUGUGCAGCUCCUCAAGUGCAACAAGUCCCACUUCCGCAACCACAAGUUCGCUGAUCUGCCCUGUGAGCUACAGGACAUGGUCCGGAAACAUCUGCACAGUGGUCAGGAAGCUGCCAGCCCUGGCCCCGUCCCUAGCCUGGCACCAGGGGCUGUGGUCCCCACGUCAGUCAUCGCCCGAGUGUUAGAGAAGCCAGAGUCUCUGCUGCUUAAUUCGGCGCAGUCAGGCAGUGCUGGGCGCCCCUUGGCUGAGGAUGUCUUUGUGCAUGUGGACAUGAGUGGGGGUGGCCUGGGUGAACCUGCCAGUCCCCCCGCCCCUGGCAGCCCCACCCCACAACCCAAUGGAGAAUGCCACUCUCUGGGCACUGCCGGGGCCUCCCCAGAGGAGGAAUCGCCCUUGCCAGCCUUUGAGAAGCUGAGUCCCUAUCCCACCCCAUCUCCACCACACCCGCUCUAUCCUGGCCGCAAGGUCAUAGAGUUCUCUGAGGAUAAGGUGCGAAUCCCCCGCAACAGCCCCCUGCCCAACUGUACUUACGCUACGCGCCAGGCCAUUUCCUUGAGCCUAGUGGAGGAGGGCGGUGAGCGGGCCCGCCCCAGCCCAGUGCCCAGCAGCCCCGCCUCGGCCCAGGCAUCACCCCACCAUGAGCCCAGCCCUCUUCCCCCAGUACUCAGUGCCCCAGCCAGCUCUGCCAGCUCCGAGGAGGACCUGCUCGCCAGCUGGCAGCGGGCAUUUGUGGACCGCACUCCACCCCCAGCCUCUGUGGCCCAGCGCACAGCCUUCGGACGCGAUGCACUCCUUGACCUGCAGCACCAUUUUGCUCUUAGUCCCACUGACGGAGAUGAGGUGGUUCUGGCACCUUCUCCACCUAGUGAGAGUGGGCUUUUGCUGCCCCUGGAAGCUGACCCUGGCCCUUCCAGGGAGGAGGAGGAAGAGCUGAACCUGCCCAUCAGCCCUGAGGAAGAACGCCAGAGUCUGCUGCCCAGUGAUGGUGGCACGGAGGAGGGGCUGGUCACUUCCCACACUGAGGGCCGGGCCUGGGCACACCCCAACUCCAGCCGCCCCCAGCGCAGCCCCAAGAGGAUGGGGGUGCACCACCUGCACCGCAAGGACAGCCUGACCCAGGCCCAGGAGCAGGGCAAUCUGCUCAACUAGGGUGCCUGCUUGCUUUCCUACCAUGGCUACACUGGGACCAUGGGAGCCCCCUUACCCUGCCCCAGAGCCCUCCUCCCUCAGGCCAGCACCACUCUGCUCCCUGUGCAGGGUUGGGGGAGAGGGGGAGAGCACACCGGGCUUUUUAGCUGCAUUGACUAUGACUGGCCCCAGCUUGCCUCGUACCUUUCCCUUUUCUUUAUAGAGUAUGUACUUACCAAAGGUAACAUGCAGCUGGGGCUCUAGACCUUUCUUCCGGUCAGCCCAAACUGGGCUGUUCUGGGGUGCUGACAGGUCUGUUACAUCAGUGUUCAUCUUCCAUCCCCAUUUCGUACCCACAAAUGGUUUUCUUGUUUGUUUUCCAAGGGUGGGAGGGGAAUGUCAUUUGGAUUAUUAACUUCUAAUUUCUAUUUUCUGCCUGCUUUCCUCUCCUCAAGUCCUCUGCACAAGCUGUUGCAUUCAAGGGGUCCUUGGGGGAUGAGGGAGAGGACUCACUCAGGGCUUGCCUCAGCUUUGUCCAUCCUCUCUCUGGGAGGGAGAAGAGGGAGGGAUUUGGGGGCCUCAAGCUGGGCUGUGGGUGAGGCCUGGCCCCCUCCCAACCUUGGCUCUAGACUGUUACUCCCAGCUUUGGGACGUUUUCACAUCAAUGACUAUUUUAAAAUUAAAACUAUUUUACUGAUACUGCCUAA
Molecule: messenger RNA, 3474 nt
Organism: Lutra lutra (Eurasian river otter)
Lineage: Eukaryota; Metazoa; Chordata; Mammalia; Carnivora; Mustelidae
Gene: TJAP1
Product: tight junction associated protein 1
Exons: 11
Coding region: 1115-2788 (557 amino acids)
Biological process (GO): Golgi organization
Cellular component (GO): trans-Golgi network
Source: RefSeq, a predicted model, not a curated record